AUGGCCACAGCCGCCACGGUGCUGUGGGACUGGACGAAAAAGCACAUCCGCGGGGCCAAGGAAAGCGCGUGUCUGGCUGCUGGCGCGCCAAAGACGAAGGGCGCCAGAGUCGAGACUUGCAAGCCGGCUUCCCAGAAGGCCAGUCGCCACUUGCCUGCCCCGGACUGGUCGGAUGCUUGGCCAGUUCCACGUGGUCAACGCUUGAAACGGCGCUUCGGAACGCCGCUCCGGCACCAGCACCUCCCCGCCCUUGUCCCCACCACAGCGGCUGCUCCCCGGGGGGGUGGGGACGGGAUGAUGGCGGCGGGCCAGCGCAACAUGGCGCCUUCCGAGCUGUCGGGCGCGGCGCUUCCGGGGCGUCUGGGAUGCCCGGCCUUGGACCUCACUGGCUCAUCCUUCCGGGGCAGGAGCCUUCGGCUGCGCAGAGCGGCGCGCACCCGGCCCAUCAGGUUCGCCCGGAUCGCGGCGCUGCCGGUUGUGCAUCGCAGGGCGCUAGGCAUCGUCGAUGCCUCUCGACAGGGCAGCGGUUUGGCGCUUCCGAGAACCACCGCGACAUGGCACGCUCGCGUGGAUGCCUGCGUGACCCAGUGGUCAACUGCCCGUCUCGUUGAGGCUGUCAUCGAGAAGCCGGUAUUUUCGGAAACAGCCAGAGAGAGUCAGACACAGCGACUUAUCGCGAACACCGUUUCGGCUGUCAUCCUUGGCGGCGGUGCUGGCUCACGCCUUUACCCACUGACCAAGUCACGUGCUAAGCCUGCUGUCUCUAUCGGCGGAGCAUACCGCCUUGUGGACAUUCCCAUCAGCAACUGCAUCAACAGCGGCAUCAACAAGAUCUACGUCCUGACGCAGUACAACUCCACCUCCCUCAACCGGCAUGUGGGUCGAACAUACAACCGAGGAAUCACAUACACAGGGAAACGCAACAUGGGCUAUGUGGAGGUGUUGGCAGCUUCCCUUGCGCCUGGUCAAGGGCACGCUUGGUUUCAAGGGACAGCAGAUGCUGUGCGUCGGUACACAUGGAUACUGGAUGAUGUGAGAAACAGGAAGAUGCAGCACAUAGUCAUACUUUCUGGCGAUCACCUCUACCGAAUGGACUACAUGUCAUUUGUUAUGGAGCAUGUCAACAAGAAUGCAGACAUCACGAUUGCUGCCAUACCCUGCGGGGUUGAUAGAGCAUCUGACUUUGGGCUGAUGAAGGUUGAUGACAUGGCAAGGGUUGUGGACUUUGCCGAGAAGCCCAAGGGAAGCGCACUGGAGGCGAUGAAGGUCGACACAGCCAUUCUUGGUUUGGAUCCUCAGAGGGCUGAAGAGAUGCCAUUCAUCGCAUCGAUGGGCGUUUACGUGUUCAAGAAGGACGUGCUCCUGGACCUUCUGAACAACAAAUUCCAGAAUGCUAACGACUUUGGGAAUGAGAUCAUUCCUGGUGCCAAAGAAGCGGGCUACUACUUGAACGCAUAUCUUUUUGAUGGCUACUGGGAGGACAUUGGGACCAUCAGUUCGUUCUUCGAUGCCAACUUGGCCCUCACAGCUGACUCGCCGGCAUUCGAAUUCUACGACCCUGAGUCGCCCAUAUACACAUCGCCGCGGGGCCUGCAGCCAACGAAGAUCGACGAUUGCAAAAUCACAGAGGCACUGAUCAGCCACGGGUGCAGCAUCCAGCAGUCCACCAUACACCACUCUGUGAUCGGGCUCAGAAACGUGAUUGGACGUGGUUGCAUCAUCAAGGACGCCAUGAUAAUGGGUGCCGACUUUUACGAAGGUGAACAGGAGCGGCAGGCCAAGCUGGCUGAGGGGGGUGUGCCUCUGGGCAUCGGCGACAACACAGUAAUAUGCAACGCCAUCGUUGACAAGAAUGCGAGAGUGGGCAAGAACUGUAAGAUCAUCAACAAGGAGGGGGUGGAUGAGAAGCAGUGCGAGGAUGAGGGAUACAUUAUUAGGUCAGGGAUUGUGGUCAUCUUGAGUAGGGCGGUCAUACCUGACGGCACAGAGAUUUGA
Messenger RNA from Ostreobium quekettii, 1995 nucleotides. The record is from the annotation of a GenBank genome assembly. Lineage: Eukaryota; Viridiplantae; Chlorophyta; Ulvophyceae; Bryopsidales; Ostreobiaceae.